This is a messenger RNA of Parasteatoda tepidariorum (common house spider), 6401 nucleotides long. Its product is annotated as transmembrane protein 8B. The record is from RefSeq and is a predicted model, not a curated record. Gene Ontology annotation, cellular component: membrane. NCBI's taxonomy places the organism in Eukaryota, Metazoa, Arthropoda, Arachnida, Araneae, Theridiidae.
ACAAGCUUAUACAAACAUAGUAUAUCGUUUUAGAGAUAAAUUGGUCAUACCUAAAAGCUAUCUAUUUUUGUGGUUUCGUUUUGUUUACAUUUCUUUACCUAUUGAAAUUUUCUUCGAAUGAAGAAAUACUUGUGCAACAUAGAGUCCCAGAUAUACAUACAUCUUUAAAAAUGUCUAAUUGUUAACCUUACUUUGUGAUCAUGAUUUCAACAAGAAUCUGGAUUUUAAUAGCUAUACUUUUUACUUUAAAACAUAUAAAUUCAGAAUCUUUACAAACACAAAUCUUAGAGGCUCGCCAGCUUUAUCCUCUAAGAUCUUAUAAAGAUAUACAGCUAUUCCAGUACACUGUUCCACCACAAGUGACAUUUGCAUCAUUUCAGUAUAAAGCAAAUGGAAGCUUUCAUUGUCCUCUUAAAACUAUUGCUGUGUAUCUUCAAUAUGGAAGUUAUCCAGUUAUGAGUUUGCAGAAUUCUUCAUAUCCAAAUUUCUUUGUAGUCCAACGAAUGUACUUACAUGACAUAACAUUGCUAUCUGAUGCCAAGCCAGUACUUAUAAAUAUUACAAAUCCUCUUCCUGGAAAUUGGUAUGCUGCUGCAUUUUUAGUUGAAAACACUGAAAGGAUUUCACAAAAAGGUCUCUUUGUACCAUGUCAGAGUUUCCUAUCCACUUCAUUAAAAAUGUCCAUGGCAGAUAAUAUUGCAAACCUGCUUCAUAAUUCAGAAACAUCUCUGCAACUGUUUUCAGCUAAGACUUAUAGGUUUUUCGCUCCUAAAAUCAGUUGGUUUAGUAAAAUAUCUAUCACCAACUGCUCCUUAGUUGAAAAAUGUCCUGUCAUUAUAAGAGCUCGGCAAUUGGGAUUACCAUCAACUUCUGAGGAUGUCAAAACUGUCAAUUGCAAUGAAUCAGAUUUGUGCAUGCUGAAGUUUGUUCCCGCAGUUUCUGAUUGGAAUUACAUUUCCAUAGAAAAUCUGAACACAGAUUCUGUAGAGUUAACCUUUGUUUUGGAAACAGAAGAUUGCAGAAAUACCAAUUCUGAUAGUUCAUUUUGGAGCAUUGAAACAUUUGCUCAACUUAGUGCCAUGAGUGCAUAUUUGCACAGACUUGAGAGUCCUGUGAAUGACAGUUUUUGCUGGCCAGAAAUUCCUUUAAUGCGCAUAUCAUUUUCAACAAAUUUAGCAUUUGAAUAUAAUUUAUUUUCGGAAGAAGAAGAUAUAUAUCCAUUUAUAUUAAAUAUAUCAGAUUCAGUGUACUCCCUAUCAAGUUUCCAGGUUUUGCCGACUGUGGAUAUUGGUGGAACAUUGUCAAUAGAUUUAGCUGUGUCACCUUUCAUGAAUUUCUCACUUAGCAAUGUGUCUGUGUCUGGUUGCUUAUCAUAUGGUAUUAGGCCUGAUCCCGAAGGUAAUGAACUUUGUGAUGGGAAAUCUAUGACAGUCAAUACUUCCUCAUGGGAACAGCGAUUUUCUACAGUUUUCAUUCCUUUUCCGGAAGCUGGCAUUUGGUACUAUCGUUUGAAAGCAGAAUGCUAUACUGCUAGCCUUUCCAACAUUAGUUAUGUUCCUUGUGAAUCUUCAAAGAUCCCCAUAUACUUAAGAAUUCGAUCAGCACCAUGUAUUCUAGGAAAUUGUGGAAAAUAUGGAACAUGCUAUCAGUAUGUUAGCGGAGGUCUUAUAUUCAGUACAUGUACUUGCAUUGCAGGAUACAAAGGUUGGGGUUGUACUGAUAACAGUACUGCUCGUUCAGAUGCACAGCUACUAACAGAUGUGUUGUUAUUAACUUUGAGCAACAUGCUUUUCAUCCCAGCUGUCAUCCUUAGUAUAUACAGGAAAUAUUAUACUGAAGCCUUCAUAUACUUUGCUACUAUGAUUUCAUCUGCAGUUUAUCAUGCUUGUGAUUCUGAAGUUUAUUCAUACUGCUUGAUUAGAAUAACUGUUCUCCAAUUCUGCGAUUUUUACCUUGCUGUUCUUUCUGUUUGGGUAACACUCAUCGCUAUGGCUCAGUUGCCACAUACUGUACAGUCAUUUGUCCACAUGGUUGGUGCAGUUGGAGUUGCCUUAGGAGUUGAAUAUGAUCGUACUGGUUUAUUGGUGUUUGUUUUGCCAACUGGAAGUGGAUUAUUAAUUCUAUUUACUUCUUGGGUUAUGCGCUGUUAUAAAACCAAAGAAUGCCAUCCUACUCGCAAAACCUGGCUUUUUCGUUUGGUACCUGGGAUUUGUCUUGCUUUGGUUGGUCUAGUGAUUUAUCUAUUCUUUGAAACAAAAGAUAAUUAUGCCUACGUCCAUAGUGCUUGGCAUGCUACGAUCGCUUUGUCUGUUUUGUUUUUUCUCCCAAAUAAACUAAAAAUUAAGAAGAGUACUCCUGAGCCGACAAGUUCUUGUAGCUAUAUAAGAGUUGCAGAUGUUAAUGGCACUGAGACAACUCAUCCAGUUGGCACAGCUUAUUCCCAUUUAUUAGCACCCACUCCUUAAAUCAAUUUAAUGUUAUAUUAGAGCAUUCAAAGAAUAAUGAAUUAGACACAUGAAUGAAAGGCCAAAUUAGAGAUAUUCAACUCUAACCUUGGCAUUGAUUUGAAUGGGACUCAGCAGAAUUUUUUUUUUUAUCAGGGAUGAAUAUGAUUGAAGAGCUGGUUGGCUCUGGAUGCCUGAAUAAAUGGAAUUGUAGUUUUUGAAUAAAAGAAAAACAUUACUCUCUGAAUAAAAUUUAUUGAAUAAUUUUUUCAUGUACUAGUAUGCAAUAAUUAUUAUUUAUUAGUUUUAAUUUUGAUCAAGAAUGAAUACAAAUCAGGGGAGUGCUGGCUCUUGGUUAAUGAAAGUUUUAAACUAUAAGAACUUUACUUUGAAUAAAUUUUGAUCUAAUGAUCAGAUUUUUGUGUACUGUGCCUGCUCAUAAUUUUCCAGAAGAUGUAUGAUUAUGAAAAUUGCACGUGAAGAAGAUGCAAUCUUCAUAGUUUAAAAGCUCACCUAACAUAUUUAAAUUAGUUAGUGUUAACUACUAGAUAAGUUUCAAAAUCUAACAUAAAAAAUGUGAUUUCUCUGAAAACAUGUACCUUUUUUUCAACGAAGUCAGAUUCUUAAUCCAUGAAGAUAUAAAUGCUAUCUCCAUUAGUUUACUUAGAAUAAAAGUUUUAAACUCAAUGUUAUCGUUUACUUUAAAAUUUGAACUUAAUAAUUUAUGUUCAAAUGUUUUUUAAUACAAUCUAUUUUGUGUGUAUCUUUUCAAACAAUAUAAGCCAUAUUCAACUGGUUGAAUGGAAUAGUAGUUUAUUUUUCUAUUCUUUCCUAAUUUAGCAUAAAAAUGCACAAUUCUUUUCAAUGUAUUUAAAAAUGCACAAUUCUUUCCAAAUUGUGUAAAAAUGCACAGAGUUUUUAUUCCUUUUGAUCUUCAAUUAUUUGAAUUGAAUAAGCUCAAUCAAACGUUAUUAUUACUUAGAAUUAAUUGUGGUUCUUUGAAUUUUUGUAUUACACAGAGCUUGUUCAAUUCUUUGGAUUGAAUAAGCAAUUUACUUGCUUGUAAGCAAUUUACUUGCUUAUAAAUAUUAUGUUUUACAUUUGAAAAACUUAACUUUAGUUUGAAGUUUCUGUCCCUUCUAAAAAUAAACACUGGGGUUAAAUAUAAUAAAUCACUAUGCAGCACCAGUAUAAUUAAAAAAAAAAAAUUUUCCCCAAGUAAUGUGAAGCUUGAGAUUAAUCAGUGGAAAGGAGUGAUUAUAAUGCAAUAGUUGUUAGUGAUGAUGAAUUAAUUAAUUGUCAUAAACUCUUUUUGUCCUUUGAAUGUUCAUACCUUUUGACAUUAAAGAAUUACACUUGCUAUUGUUUGAAUGCUCUAAUGCUUUUCAUGGGUAUGCCAACUGCAAAGAAGUUUUGGUUGUUACAAUAGGUUUCAACCUCUAAUUAUGGAUAGUAAUUUGAAAUUCCAAAUAAGACAUAUUAUUUAAAAUUUUGCAAAAUUUUCAAACAAUUUACUAUGGCUAAGUACCUUAUUGAAAUGAUGCUAUAGAAAUUGUUAUCAGUUUAUUUUGGGUGUGCCAAGACUUCACUUGUCUAUGUGAAUAAUCUAUUUUGUGUAGUAUUAGUUAGCUAUUUCACCUAAUAGUUAUUUUUAAUGUUUUUUUAAGAAAGGUAAUUUAAAAUAAAAUGUUUGAAUUCAUGAUGUCAAAUUGUUUUAUUACUGUCAAAUUUGUAACUGCUUUGCAAGUUCAUAAAUAAUAAUAUAGCACUACUACAUAGAUAAUAUAGCAUAUAUCAUUUUGGCAAAAUAAUAUUGUAGUUUGAAACAUUGGAUUGUCCUUUUUUUAAUCUUUACUGUAGUUUAUGCAGGCCUGGCCCACCCAAAAGACAUUGUGGGCCACUUCGGAAUUGCCUUUUUUCCUCAUAGACUGCAAUGUAUAUGUAUUUAUUAAAUUUGACUCAUAUUGGAUGGAAUAUAUUUAUGUGAAAAUUUAAAAUGGUGUACUGUUUAUUAUAAUAUAAUAAUGAAACUAUUGAUUACCUAAAUUUAUGCAUAAUUAAAUAACAGCAUUUAAAUAAAUACAGUGGAAUCCUGGUUUUACGGUUAAAUAUCCGGAAUUUUGCGUUGCAAAUUCUUAAGAAAAUCCUGCUUUAUACAUUUUUCUAACAGAUCAAAAUCAUUUUUUCUUUACAAAGCUUUUUCUGAGUUUUCUUUUAUUUAUUUUUCUUUCUUUUAAGAGACAUGUUUACUAGCUGAUAGUAGCUUUUCGGACAUUCUUUCUAUUCUAUCUUAUUGUCCCUUUGUCUGUAAAAGGGAAUUUCCUGAUUGAGUCAAAAGCAGAACAGUGGUGGGAUGGGCAAAGCACAGUAGGGUGGUUAAAGGAAGUUACGGAAGCUUAAAAUUUUAGUAAAAUUUAUUUUGUGGAAUUUUUCCCCACAAACUUUAACUUUUGAAUCUUGGAAUUUUUCAAUCAUUUAAAGAAUGUUACACUAAACAACUGGCUAGGAAAUAAUUUCUUUUUCGUAAUUCCGGUGACCUUCAAGAUGCUUCAAAAGCAAAAACAAUAUAUAUAUAUAUAUAUUUAAUAUUANUAUAUAUAUAUAUAGUGUUCUGGAAGCUCUAAAUUUGAUUUCUACUGUGUGGGAUAGUGUCGACUAAAAUACAUUUCAAGUUAGUAUAAUAAAUUUUGUGGCAUUAACUACUUCUCAGUAUCCAAUGGGCUCUUCAAAAUAAAAUUGCACGUCUGAAGAUCUUCAGAAGUCGAUGGCUCGUAUAUAUCGACUGUAACACACAUUCCAUUGCUUUUCAAUUCCUUCAAUAUCUGAUUAAAUAUCUGCUUCCGAUGAUAGUGAUGAAAAGAAGCAAAAAAUUUUAGUGGAUAUACCCACAACUUAUCAAGAGUUUAAAAGCAGUAAGACUUUGAAACAUUUCCAAAUGUAAACCAUGAAGCAAAUUUGCAAACAAUUGAGAGGGCUAUUGUUAAAUUUGUAUUUAAAAACAAAAAACGUGUAAGAAUAAACACUUUUUCUAGUAGCUCGUCUUGUAAGUGUCGGUUUUAGAAAAAUGUACUCAUAUUUGUUAAACCUUGAUUUCAUGUUAUCCGGUUUCGUGCAUUUUUCAAUAUAGCCCGGUGUAAGAUAUAAAAUCAAGGUUCCACUGUAAAAGAUUUAGAAUCGAUACAAGAAAUCAAACAUUAUUUAUUAUAUCUACUUUGCUUUAAUCACUUACCCUUCCUCAAAUAUUAUUUUAAGUAAAUUUUGCGAAUUUAAUUAUAAACCCAAAGGUUAAAAGGCAUGAUUUAUGAUCCUGAAAUGCAAAGGGUAAAGUUAAAAUAUUAUUCAAAGUUAAUAUGUUAAAUUUAUUUGAAAAUGAAAUUACAAUCUUCUAUAAUUUUUUGUAAUGAAAUGCAAAAUCAAAGAUUUCACUGCCUAUUUUUUAAUACAAUUACACACAUUAAGAGAAAAGAAUGGCACCUACUUGAUGGGUGAAAAAAGUUUUUAUAAUUGAAUUAACUGUCCUAAUCACACAAAUUUCAAUUAAUUAUUUGGUUUUAUAGUUUAUUUCACUUCUUCAAUAAACUUCUCGCUUGACAAUGCACAAAAUGUAAAAGUUGGCAUCCCUGCUUGCGAUUAUGUACUAACUUUUAAUAAAUUAUUUUUAUAUUUCGAUAGAUAUCCUAGCACUCUUGUUGUGUAUUUUUCCAAGCUUUAUUUUUGUAUUGUUUUGUUAUUUCAUUGUUUUAUUUAUGAAUUUUUAUUUGGUUGUUUUUGUUUUGUGAAAUCUUUAUAUUUUAAAAGUUUUAAUGACUGUAAAAUUUGAUAUAUAUGUAUUUAUUUUUUAAAAUGGUUUUAUUUAUUAAUAUGAAUAUAUAUGUAAAUUUGAUUUUUCUUAAUGUAAUAAAAAGAUCAAUGGAAUUGUGAUGAUUUACAUACAAAUAAAGUACUUCUUUCUUUAUA